ACAACCCCCCUCGGCCCCGGGCCUCAGCCUGGCCUGGGCUGGAGGCGGAGGCGGAGGCGCGGGAGUUAUGGAGGGGGCGGGCUCUGCAGGGAAGUGCGUCAGAGGAGGCGCGGGGAGAGUAGGGUGCUGUGGUCUGAGCUGGAGGGUGAAGCAGGCGGAGCAGGAGGAUGGGCGAGCAGUCUGAAUGCCAGAAUGGAUAACCGUUUUGCUACAGCAUUUGUAAUUGCUUGUGUGCUUAGCCUCAUUUCCACCAUCUACAUGGCAGCCUCAAUUGGCACAGACUUCUGGUAUGAAUAUCGAAGUCCAGUUCAAGAAAAUUCCAGUGAAUUGAACAAAAGCAUAUGGAACGAAUUUGAUAGCGAUGAGGCAGAUGAAAAGACUUACAAUGAUGCACUUUUCCGAUAUAAUGGCACAAUGGGAUUGUGGCGACGGUGUAUAACUGUACCCCAAAACGUGUAUUGGUAUAGUCCACCAGAAAGAACAGAGUCAUUUGAUGUGAUCACAAAAUGCACAAGUUUUACACUAAAUGAGCAGUUCAUGGUGAAAUUUGUUGAUCCUGGAAACCACAAUAGUGGAAUCGAUCUGCUUCGGACCUAUCUUUGGCGUUGCCAGUUCCUUUUACCUUUUGUUAGUCUAGGUUUGAUGUGCUUUGGGGCUUUGAUUGGACUUUGUGCUUGUAUCUGCCGAAGUUUGUAUCCCACCAUUGCCACAGGCAUUCUACAUCUCCUUGCAGGUCUUUCUACUUUGGGCUCAGUGAGUUGCUACGUUGCUGGAAUUGAACUACUACACCAGAAACUAGAGCUGCCUGAGAAUGUGUCUGGAGAAUUUGGAUGGUCCUUCUGCCUAGCUUGUGUCUCAGCUCCCUUACAGUUCAUGGCUUCUGCUCUCUUCAUCUGGGCCGCUCAUACCAACCGGAAAGAGGACACCUUAAUGAAGGCUUAUCGUGUGGCAUGAGCAGGAAGCUUCCUACUUUACAAUUGCCAUUUUUAUUAUUUUUUAAUAUUAAUAUUUUCCCUCAUCUCCCAGUUGUUUUUAAUUUAACUUUUUUGUGUGUGAAUAUACUAUUUUAUGGUGAAAAUCCAUCCAUUUUAUUUAUACACACAGUUUUCUUACCACUAAGAUUUACAUGGAUUACUAGGAUUUUACCUUUCAACAAAUUAAUACUGAUUUAGAGUUCAGACAGAAAGAAAUGGGUUAUUAAUAGUUGGCAUGAGUUGAUGAAAGAAGAUUGAUAAUGGGAAAUUGACCCAAAGCAAUUAGAAAUUGACCCAAAACCCAAAGUCUGUUAGACUUUUCACUAUAUAACUAUAUCUGUUCAACUGGAAACACAGUUUCUUUGGGAAACCCCCUUAAAGCCAUUGUCCAAACUUUAUGUUCCUUUGCUAUUGUAGAUGGCCAUUCAGUCAGAGGUAUUAGUACUAUUUUCAAAGAUUUAAGCUACAUAAAAGAGGGAAAUUAUUUAAGUUCUUUUUCUCUAAAUACUGGCAUAGAACUUCAUCUGAGAUGAAAUAUGACAGCUGUUUACAUUGUGUCUAUCUACAAGAAAGGAAGUGAAAAAUAUAUUGUAUUUACUUGAAAUUCCUAAUUUGUAACUGCAAGAAUUCCAGUUCAGCCAGAUAAGAAGAUUUAACUUUAUUUUACUUUUUUAAAAAAAAAAAAAAAAAAACCAAAACUCUUAAUAUGUCAAUAGAAUUUUCAGUACCACCAAACUGUUUUAGAGUUUUGCUCCUUCCCUCUUCAUACGCCAGGCUUACUAAAGAGUGCUUUCUUUUUAACACCACUUUGGGGUUGCAGAGUAAAAUUCCCCAACAGCUAUUUAUUCCAGCUAAGUACCAUAAGGAAGGUUUCACCAUAAUGACCCUCCAGUGCUAGGAAAACUGCCGCAAGAUCUAAAACUUGGCUGGUCAUUAACUUCCAACUAUGGUCUUUAUUUCUUGUGGUGAAAUGAUGUGCCUUUCCUUGCCUGAACCCUUUCCUGGUGUGUAUCAACAUUAUUUAAUGUCCUCCAAUUCAGUCUUUUUAUUUUUACAAAAACAUCUAUAAACAUUGAACUCUAAGAAAAUCUUAUUUAUUUAUUCCAUUACUGUAGCACUGGGCAGAUUUUAAAAAAUGUAACUUAGUAAUUUCUUACACUAUCCUAAAUCUGUCUUUUUUAAAAAAAUAAAAAAUGAGAAGAGAUUCAGAAUUAUGUCUUUAGU
Talpa occidentalis (Iberian mole) is the source of this 2198-nucleotide messenger RNA. It is a transcript of the gene CLDND1, whose product is annotated as claudin domain containing 1. Gene Ontology annotation, cellular component: membrane. The record is from RefSeq and is a predicted model, not a curated record. Bases 193 to 954 code for a protein of 253 amino acids. NCBI's taxonomy places the organism in Eukaryota, Metazoa, Chordata, Mammalia, Eulipotyphla, Talpidae. The transcript has 5 exons.